Silurus meridionalis is the source of this 2606-nucleotide messenger RNA. It is a transcript of the gene kri1, whose product is annotated as KRI1 homolog. NCBI's taxonomy places the organism in Eukaryota, Metazoa, Chordata, Actinopteri, Siluriformes, Siluridae. The transcript has 19 exons. Gene Ontology annotation, cellular component: nucleolus; 90S preribosome. Bases 114 to 2423 code for a protein of 769 amino acids. Gene Ontology annotation, biological process: endonucleolytic cleavage in ITS1 to separate SSU-rRNA from 5.8S rRNA and LSU-rRNA from tricistronic rRNA transcript (SSU-rRNA, 5.8S rRNA, LSU-rRNA). The record is from RefSeq and is a predicted model, not a curated record.
GCAGCGGUCACGUGGUGCUUCUUCAGGCUUCGUAGGACCAUGCUUUGACUGAGCAGGACAAAAUAAAGUUUGUAAUAUAAAAUUUCAUGGUGUAGAUUUUACAUCAAGUGAUCAUGUCGGAAAUUAAGAUUAACAAAAAAUUCGCGGACAAAUACGACAAGUAUAGACAAAAGGAGGAGCUGCAGAAAUUGAAGGACCGUUUCGGUGAUCAGGAUGAUGAUGGUUCCUCAGGCUCCUCAGAUUCAGAGUCUGAUGAGAGUGAAGUGGAAUUUGAUCCCACACUUGAGAGAGAUUUUUACAGGACUUUGUCCAUGCUCAAGAAAAAAGACCCCAAGAUUUAUCAGAAGGAUGCGCAUUUUUACACAGGAGACGCACCCAGCUCAGACAGCGAUGAGAAACCCUCCACUUCUAAAAAAUCUGUCAAGCCGAUGUUUCUAAAGGACUACGAGCGCAAAGUCAUCUUGGAAAGAGGCGGAAAAUAUGUCGACGACGACGAUAGUGCUGAUGAUGAGGCUGCCAGAAAGAUGCAGGAGAGAGCUGCAUCUCCCAGCUACAUUCAAGAGCAAAAGGAAUUAAAAGAGAGCUUUUGGCAGUUUGUUCAAGACAGCUGCGACGAGGCCAGUGACGAUGAAGCGCUACUGAAACGCAGGGAAAAAACACAAAUGGAGAAGGACAAAGAGGAGGCAGAUUAUGUGGAGUGGCUGAAAGGACAGACAGAGCUGGAGGGACAGAAUGAGGUUCAGGACAUGAAAUACCUGAGAGAUUACUGGAACGACCCAAAGCUGGACGAAAAGGAGACAUUUUUGCGAGACUACAUCCUCAACAAAGGAUACCAGGAGGAAGAUGAGGGGGAAAGAAUUCCGACCUACAACGAGCUCAUGCAGGAGGAUGUCGAAGACUCUGAGGAAGAAGGAGAAUCGUUCCUGCAGAAGCAAGAAGACUUUGAGAGGCAUUACAAUUUCCGCUUUGAGGAACCCGGCGCUUAUCAGAUCAAGACGUACCCUCGCAACAUCGCCACCUCAGUUCGAAGCAAAGAUGACAGUAGAAAGAAAAAGAGGGAGGAGGUGAAGGAGAGAAAAAAAAAAGAGAAAGAGCAGAAACAGCAGCAGCUAAAGGAGCUGAAGAACCUGAAGCGAGCCGAAAUCAUGGACAAGCUAAAAAAACUGCAGGAGCUGACAGGAAAUGAGCAGCUGGCUUUCAACGAGGUCGACCUGGAGGGUGACUUUGACCCUCAGCAUCAUGACCAGCUUAUGCAGAAGGUUUUUGGAGAGGAGUACUACAACGAGAACGAAGAGGCGAAACCUCAGUUUGAUGAUGAUGAUGAUGAAGAUGAGUUGGAAGGACAUUGGAAUUGGGACACGUGGACAGGUGAAGAUGAGGAAGGCUAUGAAAUGGGGGAUGGGUAUGAAGAUGAAGAGGAAAGCUACGAGCCUAACUGUGAAGAUCAUAACUUCAUUAUGGAUGCAGAUUAUGACCCCAAUCAGCAGGCUCCGUCUAAGAAGAAAAAAAAGAAACAGAAGGAGUUGAAGAAAAAGACUGCACACGAUGCCCCGAUCCUGGGCAAAAAAAGAAAGAAGUCUCACUUUGCAGAAAUCAUCACACAAAACAAGCCUGUGUUUGAUCCACAGGAGAAGACGUUUGAACAGUACCUUGAUGAGUAUUACAAACUAGACUACGAGGACAUCAUAGACGACCUGCCCUGUAGAUUCCGCUACAGACAGGUCGUCCCUAACGACUUUGGCCUGACUACUGAUGAGGUCCUGGGAGCAGAUGAAAAAGAAUUGAAUCACUGGUGUUCUCUAAAGAAGACCUGCAUGUACAGAUCUGAGAGGCAAGAGCUCUGUGAUGUGAAGAAUUAUCAAAUCAAAGCCAAGAACAUCAGUAAGAAGAAACGAGUGCUGGCUUCUGUGUAUGCUGAGAAUGAUGAGCAACUUGGGGAGUCAACCGCUAAGGUAAAAGUGGGUAAGAAGCGGCGGGAUCACAUGAAGAAAGCAGAGCAGGAGAGAAGGACGAUAUCUGAGAAGGAGGAUGAGGAACGGCAAGUCGAGCAUGAUCAGGACACAUCCACGCCCAGCUCGGCGGAGAAUCUGGCAGCUCAGGCUCUAAGAGAGACUGCUGUGGAAGAAGAGGAUGAUGCAGCAUUCCUGGUGCCUAAGAAAAAGAUGAAAUUGGAAAAGAACACAGAAGUCCCAAGAACUGAAAAGCAUAAAUGGCCAAAGAAAAAUAACCGCCGGCCGGGUGGACGAGUGAUUUCUGCGGCCUUGAAGGUGAAGAUGGGAGGUCGGGAGUUCAGCAGACAGAGACUAAUGGCAUAUGGUCUGAAUCCCAAGAGGAUGCAUUUCAGAGAGUUCUACAGGCAGAAAAGAAAAGAGAGGGAACAAAAAGAAAAGAAGGAAAAACUGAAAAACAAAGGGAAAGAAUGAUCCAGUCCUUAUGUAACUUUAGACUGAACAAUUUACUGUGUUGGAUACAAGGUGCACCUCUUGCUUUACAAGUUAGGAAAGGAAGAGGUCACUGAAUAUCAAUGAACAGGAUUUUAUAUGAAAAGUUAGGGUAGUGUCCAUUAGCAAUGUGUUCCAUUUAAUAUAUUAAACCUUUUAAAGUAA